Molecule: messenger RNA, 1105 nt
Organism: Colletotrichum phormii
Lineage: Eukaryota; Fungi; Ascomycota; Sordariomycetes; Glomerellales; Glomerellaceae
Exons: 1
Coding region: 239-880 (213 amino acids)
Source: RefSeq, a predicted model, not a curated record
GCAUUCACAUCUCUUUGACAGCCCAAACGCUCCCGGCUCAAGCGCCCUGCUCGUCUUAGGUACCCCAACCCAACAAUGGCAACCACGCCGCUGGGCGGAUGUACUCUGUACUCGGGACUGGACCAUUUAUGACUUCACCAGCCAUCAAGCCCAGCCAUGGGUAGCCUCCAAUACCCGGCUCUACUGCCGGUCGGUGAAAGACGUCCCGGCUCGGUUCAGCAACCGUGUGAGGCAAGGAAUGGAUGCAUCGUGGGCCUCGAAGAAUCUGAGCCGUCACGAACUCGGAACCGUUGACCAGAAAGGACAUAAGGGUCCAAAAUCCAGAACGGCCCACGAUGCGGUUCUCCCUUUCUGCCGGGUAGAGCCUGCCAGAGUGGAAUGGGACGGGUACCUUCAUCGCCGUGUCUACAUAGAACGUUCGCGAGACCCACUGAAACAAGUGAAGCUCACGAUGCUUCUGCCUCCGCACGCCUCCAGGGACGGCUGGGUGGUCUCACCGGUGAGCCUGCUUCCCUGCAACGAACCCGAAAGAGAUGCCGACGUGGCAGAAGAGCAGGGGUUUGGGACCAAUCAUCAAACAAGUCUGAGGGGCAGAAAAAUCUCACGAUGGCUUCGCUUUGGCAUUCCCUUCCGACGCCCGGGGACAACCCCCUCUUGGCCACGGGGUCCAAAUCUACCCCAAAUAGCCCGGUCCAAACUAGGGCAGCCAGCCGCGAACUGCGGAGAAGAGGGAGGCAAAGCCGCAAGGGCAUGGCGGCAUGGGCCUGCGAUUGUCGGCGGCUUGUCCGUCGAGAAACCCCCCAAUCGCGAAGCUGGUCCAGCUUUGCACAGGGUCCCUGACUCCGUUGACAAACGCGGGCAUCUGCUGCUUGCGGCGUAGCUUGCAGCGAGACGAACUACGGAUACAUGUCGCAGGCCCAAUGUGCGUCUGCAUCACCAUCCAUUUAAUUACCGGACUGCUCGUCAGGUUGCAGAUAAGGGCUACGGACAAGAAGACCCAAAGGAGAGAGAGGUUGGGGAAAGACGGGAUUGGUGUCGUGUUGACGUUGUCGACCAUGAACCACCUGCGCAAUCAGCUGCCCAAGCACGAGUCCGUCGUCGUCAA